Uranotaenia lowii is the source of this 3284-nucleotide messenger RNA. It is a transcript of the gene bib, whose product is annotated as neurogenic protein big brain. The record is from RefSeq and is a predicted model, not a curated record. The transcript is spliced from 6 exons. Gene Ontology annotation, cellular component: plasma membrane. Gene Ontology annotation, biological process: transmembrane transport. Bases 605 to 2503 code for a protein of 632 amino acids. Lineage: Eukaryota; Metazoa; Arthropoda; Insecta; Diptera; Culicidae. Gene Ontology annotation, molecular function: water channel activity.
GUUCACUCCCGCUUGUGUCGUCUUUCGGUAAGGACGUGUUGUGGUUCCGGCUCCUUCUUCGACAGGAACAUCGUUUUCGGUCGAGAAGUAUAUCUCGCGUUUGUUUUGCGAUCCGCGAGUAUUAAUUCGGUUUUUGUGUUUUUGUUUUAAAUUUUGAUUUUAAAUCCGACGUAUGUCACCACGUGUAGUUCGUUCCGUGAAUGAAAAGUGCUGGCGUGUGGUCGAUGCACAUUUGGAUUCUAGAGAAGCCGGUGUGCAGUGAAUGAAUCAACAAGUGUUCUGGUGUGUGGUUUGGAGCUGAAAAUCAAAAGCUCCAUCCAUGGGAAGAAUUUUCGACAGGCCCAAAAUGACCGAAUAAAAAGUGUAAAGUGAAGAUUUUGAUACCCUCCAUUUGUUGAUCGAACCCCGGCGACACGGAUAAUUGAGAACGAAUCAUUUAAUUGAACCUAAUUGAAGCCAAUCGGCUCUGUGCGCGUGAGUGUCAUUCGUAGUGCAUUUCAACUCUCGUUUUGGUUUUGUUCUACCGGUUUGAAUCAGAAGGGAAAUUAACUCAUCUGUCCAGUUUUCGGAAGUCAGAACAAUAUCCGGAUUAAGAGUAACAACAAUGGCCGAGGAAAGUCUUCACGUGCCCGAAUCGAACAUCGAUUACCACAUCGUUCAGCUGUUCGAACGGUUGGAGAAUCUGAGGCGAGAACCGGGCGGAGGGAAGUUGUCCACCACCCUUCAGGGACGCGUCAACAUGCACAACGAGCUGCGAAGUCUCGAGUUCUGGAGAUCGAUAACCUCGGAGUGUUUGGCGUCGUUUUUCUACGUGUUCAUCGUGUGCGGUGCGGCGGCCGGUGCCGGUGUUGGCGCUAGCGUAUCCUCGGUGCUGCUGGCUACGGCGCUGUCUUCCGGCUUUGCCGUGACCGCCCUCACCCAGUGCUUCCUGCACGUAUCAGGAGCCCACAUCAACCCGGCGGUGACCAUCUCGUUGGCAGUGACCCGGCAAAUAUCUCCCCUGAGGGCAAUCCUCUACAUGGUGUCCCAGUGCGGUGGUUCAAUAGCCGGUGCAGCCUUGCUCUACGGCGUCACGGUUCCCGGCUAUCAGGGCAAUCUACAGGCGGCCGUAUCGCACACCUCGAACCUGGCCGCCUGGGAACGCUUCGGCGUCGAGUUCAUCCUGACCUUCGUUGUGGUGCUGUCCUACCUGAUCUCGACCAAUUCGUACAAAAAGUACUUCGGAUCGUCCGCAAUCGCCAUCGGGGCGGCCUACAGUGCUUGCAGUUUCGUUUCGAUGCCUUACCUGAAUCCCGCCCGCUCCCUGGGUCCGUCGUUUGUUCUGAACAAGUGGGACAACCACUGGGUCUACUGGGUGGGUCCCUUGAUUGGUGGCAUGGUUUCUGGACUGCUGCAUGAGUUCAUCUUCAGCACCAAGCGGACGAUGAAAAAAUCCAAGGACGACGUCGAUUCCAGCAUCAAUUCCGAUGAGGACAUUAACUACGACAUGGACAUGGACAAACCUCAGCAGGGCGGCAAGUACCAUACUUAUCGGCCACCGAGUGGAACCUUGGUCAAUCAGCAACGCUACUGCCAGAGUAUCUAUACGGCUGAACCGACCUCAAAGACCGAACGCGUUGAAUCCAUCUACGGAGGCACCAAAUCACUGUACUGCAAAUCCCCACCACUGACCCGGGCUAACCUAAACCGGUCCCAAUCUGUCUACACCAAGAGUAACACUGCCCUGAACCGGGACAUGAGCAUUCGUCCGGGACCGCUAGUGCCUGCCCAGAGUUUGUACCCCCUGAGAGUUACUCAACCUCAAAGCUCGCACCUGCAAAACCAGAACGUCCAGAACCAGCUGCAACAACGAUCCGAAAGCAUCUACGGUAUCCGCAGCUCAGUGCGUCAACCGCAGCAGCAACCGGGAGGACCAGGCGAUCGAAUGCCACCACAGCACAUGGUCGCACCCCAUCCCCAGGCCGGAGAACCCCAAGGUUUCCAACCGAUCUACGGAACCAGACAGAACCCGAACUGCUCUAGCGAUGGACUCAAAUUCGAACGGGACGUCCGAGAAAAUAGUCGCGACGAUUCCAUGUCCAGCAAGUUUUCCCGCUCGGUUCGGCCGGAGUCGAUGUAUGGAGUGUCCGGACAACGACGGGUCCAGUCGGCCCAAUCCGACGAUAGUUCCUACGGCUCCUACCACGGCUCGGCGGGUCCAGCUCUAACCCCACCGACCCGCAACGCCAGCAACAGCAGCAGCAACUACAACGGAGGCCUUAUGCUGCCCAACUACGGACCUGCCCCGCCACCGGCUCCCAUGGGAAUGGCCCAGGGUAUGGGACCCAACAAAGAGCGCAACAUGUCCUCCUCGUCAUCCCAGCAUCAGCAGCAGCAACAGCAACAACAUCAACAACAGGUGCAGCAACAGACCAACCGGAACCCCAACAGCAAUUUACCUCCACCCCCACCACAAAUGCAGCCCCAUCAAGGCUACCAGAUGCAUCCUGUUAGACAAAAUUAAGCACAACUACGAAAAAAGCGAAGCGUGUACAUUUUGUGUGGAUUUCUUGUUUAGUUUAGUUGCGAAAGGUUUUCUUUUACAUCCUAGUUAGAUCCAUCGUCUCUCGAUGAGUCAUAUAUUGUUUGGAAUUUAUUUAUUUCGUUUCAUUAUAGAAUCAUUUUUCAGUAAGAUUUUUAUUGAAACCCAAAUCUAUCACCAUUAUCAAUCACUACAUUAGAAGACAAAAAAACUAAUGCGAAACGUAAUGAUAAUUGACAAUUCAAGACUGAUUCUCUCGUUUUUUUUUUGUGCCGAUGUAGAGAUUUUAUGUAUACCCCCCGUUUAGGACAAAAGUUGUUAAGUAAACUCUCAAACGAGCGUAUAAAAUAUUUACCCUAGAAAAACAAAAUCAUCCAUCUAAUAAGAAAAAGUAACCAAUUCGAUUCCCAUCUAAAUUUCCGUUCGUCCCAAACUGUAUUGAAUUUAGUACAAAUGUAGAUAGUUAGCUAGAUACGAUACAUUUUACUAUUAGAAUCACUACUUUCUAGUUGUGUAGACUGCGAUAAACAUACAGUAUCUUCAACGGAAAUUCAAUCAAUAUCAUAGUCGAGCUGUACAACGAGCGACGUUUUCUAAGCGAUAGUAGCAGUAAAAUCAAUAGUUUGUUGUUUCUGAAAUUUAAAGAAAACCCCUAGAGUUGCGAAAUUGUACAUAUUUAUUUGUAGCAUAGAGUUUAAUUCUGAGAAAUGACAUCGAAUAUGAGAAGCAAAAAAGAUACCAAUAAAGAGGACAUUGUCUGAAA